Messenger RNA from Zerene cesonia (dogface butterfly), 1209 nucleotides. Its product is annotated as gustatory receptor for sugar taste 64a-like. The record is from RefSeq and is a predicted model, not a curated record. The coding region runs from base 1 to 1209 and encodes 402 amino acids. Gene Ontology annotation, molecular function: taste receptor activity. Gene Ontology annotation, biological process: detection of chemical stimulus involved in sensory perception of taste; sensory perception of chemical stimulus. Gene Ontology annotation, cellular component: membrane. The transcript has 9 exons. NCBI's taxonomy places the organism in Eukaryota, Metazoa, Arthropoda, Insecta, Lepidoptera, Pieridae.
AUGAUAUCAGAAAGACUUAAAUGUUUAAGUAGUGAUUAUUUAGAAAUGUGGGAAUUUCUAUCGACCAUGACGAAUAUUUUUAAAAUGGCAAAAUAUUUUGGCAUCCCCACAUAUGGGGGAGCAUUUUCUCUCCUGGGAGCUAUAGUGAUGUUAGCAAUGCUGUUGAUUAUGGAGAUAGUCUCUAUUUGGAAGCUGAUACGAACAUUAAACGGCUGGAAUCUUAAUCCAAAUGGCAGUGUAGUAGCUCGUCUAUCUGGAUCAAUUUUCUAUGGUAACGCCUUACUGUCCUUGAUACUGUCCUGGAAGAUUAUAAGCAAUUGGAAAACCCUGGUUUCGUUCUGGAAACGAAGUGAGAGGCUUGAAUUAAACAUACCUCCGGAUAGACGGAUCAGGGGAAGAGUUAUAUUUGUAAGCAGUUACGUCGCAAUAUGCGCUGCUGUUGAGCACGCGUUAAGUAUGGUGUCAGGAACAGGGCAUGACUGUCCGCCGGAGGAAUUCUUUGAGCGUUAUAUCUUGAGCUCACACGGAUUUCUCUUGCAAAGAAGUGAAUAUUCUCUGUGGGUUGCGAUACCGAUUUUCACUCUCAGCAAGUUGGCCACAGUGCUGUGGAACUUCCAAGACCUGAUUAUAAUUUUAAUCAGCCUUGGCCUGACUUCGGAGUACAGCCGAUUAAACCUUUUUGUUCAGCGCGUCGUUGUGUUUGAGACGAAAAUGAAAUAUCACAACAGAGUCAUAAGUUUACCUCUGCGUGUGAAGAUUUGGCGGAAUCUCCGACAGGCGUACGUCCAACAGGCGGAGUUGGUGAGGAAAGUUGAUCAGGAACUCGGAGGACUGAUACUUCUCUCCAAUCUAAACAAUUUGUUUUUUAUUUGCUUACAACUGUUCUUGGGGAUAAGUGUAACUAAGGGCAGUGACAUAAAUAGAAUCUACUACUAUUUCUCGCUGGCCUGGCUCCUCUACCGGGCCAGUGGAGUGGUGCUGGCAGCUUCUGAUAUCAACAUACAUUCUAAGAGAGCGCUUCCACAUCUGUAUAGCUGUGUGAGUGGGGCAUAUAAUAUUGAAAUAAAAAGACUCAAAACUCAAUUAGAGAACGAUGAUAUAGCACUGAGUGGACUCGGAUUUUUUUACUUGUAUAGACAGAAAUUGUUAGAGGUGGCGGCUGCUGUCGUUAAAUACGAGUUAAUAUUACUUCAAUUUGACAAACAUUAA